AUGUACGCCGCACAGCAGCAGCAGCAGCGCAAGGCGAAUGCAGCUAAUCCCUACACUGCCAACCUCGUCAUACCGCCCUAUCAGCCUCCUCAGGGCCAGCGCACGACCACUUCGACGACGCCGACUGACUUUCUGGCUGGCAAGCGAAAUGAGUACAAUCUCACAACAAAGCAAGUCGACGAGAUCUAUGAGCCUUUAGAGAUGAUCGGCAAGGGCAGCUUCGGGGUCAUUCGCAAAGUACGCAGGCGACGUGAUGGAGCUGUCUUUGUGCGCAAGGAGAUCAAUUACCUCAAAAUGAACGAAAGAGAUCUCAAGCAGCUGUCAGAAGAAGUCAACAUCCUACAGAACAUGGAGAGCAACUAUCACAUCGUGCGCUACUACGAGCGUUUCGUCGACAAAGCCGAAUACGUCGUCUUUAUCAUCAUGGAGUAUUGCGCUGGCGGUGACUUAUCGGCUCUCAUCGGUCGCAACAGACGAGACAACACACUCAUACCUGAAGAUCUCGUCUGGUCGUACUUGACCCAGAUCGUCAUCGCGCUUUCGGACUGUCACUCGGAGACCGACUCACAGAACCGCCCGAAGCAAGUCAUCCUCCAUCGUGAUCUCAAGCCCGAGAAUGUUUUCCUCGACAAGGAUAACAUGAUCAAGCUUGGUGACUUUGGUCUGAGCAAGGCCAUGGCAUCUGCAGCAUUCACCAACACCUACGUUGGCACACCGUACUACAUGUCACCCGAGCUCAUAAACGGUCAAGUCUACGACGCCAAAUCGGACAUCUGGGCUCUCGGCUGCUUGCUGUACGAAAUCUGCGCUCACCACCCGCCUUUUCAUCAGGCGCAGACUCAGCCGGAAUUGACGAAGCUCAUCCGCGAGGGCAAAAUUCCUUCACUUCCGCGUGGAUAUUCCAGCAACCUCUCGAGCGUCAUCAAGAGCAUGCUACGACAGAAUCCGAAGCUGCGACCGACAACGGCGCAACUCAAGACACUCGAGCAGUACAAGCGCGAGGCUCACACGCUUCAGCUCGUGCGCAGCAAUGCACUCGUCAACGAAAAGCGCGAAGCAGUCGAGCGACGAGAAGCACGCGUUGCCGAACGCGAGAAAGCCCUCGAAUUACGCGAGAAGCAGCUGCAAGUCGCCGAGGCAGCAUUCCAGACCGAUCGCGCUCGAUGGGCUCAGGCUAUGGGUCACGGUCUACAGCCUGCUGGCAUUGUGCGCUCAGAGUCCCUGUCAGCUCUGCCUACGGACAACAGAGUGGCCUACGACGGCUCGUCGGAAGAUGAGGACGAUGUCGCCUACCAACGCCAUCGAGCUCAUCGUACCUCGGCCUAUCCUGAGAUGACACUCGCCUUUCAGCGCGCGGUGAUCCGUACGGCCAGCUCACCACGCGCGCCCCUUGGCGAGCGGUCACCUGGCAAUGCCGAUCUGAGCAUGAUGUCGAUUGAUACCCCCGCAACCUACAAAUUCCGUCACUACGAGCCUCAGCAACAGAUGCAGACACCAGGCGGCAAAAGGAUCACAACGAGCAAGUCCAUGCACAACCUGCAGACGCCCCGACAGGGAGCCAACAGUCCGGUGCCGAUGGACAUCAGUCCUCACCUCAGCCCGAGCAAAGUCCCGGUUGCCAUCUCCCGCCGCCGAAGGAUCUCGACUGCUGUCGGUGCCGCCACGCCUUUGCCUCCCUCGCCGACCAAAACGCCGCCUCUUGUGCAUCUCAACAGCGAGCCAGCGGGCAUCACAGAUGCGCAUCAGCGACCUUCAGCAGCAGCAAGGACAGCAACAGCGCCACCGGAGCUGCCGCCGUCUACCUACCAGUACGGCAGCGAGCCAAUCUACGACAUGAAGGAUCAGGAGAACUUGCCUAGUCCGUUCCUGAAGAAGAAGCGUUCUCAUCAGAUGAUCAGUCCGGUACUCGCUCAGCUGGAGCCAGCCCAGCUCAAAGCAUCUCCGGAAUUGACGCAUCGCUCGUCGAAGGAGAUACUAGCACCUUCUGCAGAGAAUGUGGACAACAACAAGGGAGCGCCUGUGAUCCCUUCACGUUCGAAACGACCGACCAUCGCUCGCCAGAGCCUGGCAAACCGUCUUGCUGUACACCGACUUACACAGGCGGCAGAGGCGCACACGAAGGUGUUCGGUGGCCCACAGCAGACGACGGCUUGA
Messenger RNA from Mixia osmundae IAM 14324, 2154 nucleotides. RefSeq lists its product as uncharacterized. The transcript is spliced from 7 exons. The coding region runs from base 1 to 2154 and encodes 717 amino acids. Gene Ontology annotation, molecular function: protein kinase activity; ATP binding. Gene Ontology annotation, cellular component: nucleus; centrosome; cytoplasm. Gene Ontology annotation, biological process: chromosome segregation; protein phosphorylation. The record is from RefSeq and is a predicted model, not a curated record. Lineage: Eukaryota; Fungi; Basidiomycota; Mixiomycetes; Mixiales; Mixiaceae.